Molecule: messenger RNA, 898 nt
Organism: Brassica napus (rape)
Lineage: Eukaryota; Viridiplantae; Streptophyta; Magnoliopsida; Brassicales; Brassicaceae
Product: DPH4 homolog
Exons: 1
Coding region: 70-633 (187 amino acids)
Biological process (GO): protein histidyl modification to diphthamide; tRNA wobble uridine modification
Cellular component (GO): nucleus; cytosol
Molecular function (GO): metal ion binding
Source: RefSeq, a predicted model, not a curated record
UGCCUUUACCCUAAUAACCAACCAACCCCCGUUGGUGUAAUUGCACAAAGUAAGGAUUCAACAACAAUCAUGCUUCUGGGUGAAACGUCUAUCCACGAGACAUACUACGAGAUCCUCUCCGUCAAAGAAGACGCGAGCUAUGACCAAAUCCGCAACAGCUAUCGAUCCGCCAUCCUCCACUCACACCCAGAUAAGCUAAACACCUCUCCUUGUUGUAGCUCAGACGACAAGUUUCUCAAGAUCCAAAAGGCGUGGCAAGUCCUAAGCGAUGCAGAGCUGCGCGUGGUUUACGACAACGACCUUCGGUCUUCGAGACAGGACGGAGGAACCACUGCUGAUGAGAUUAGUAUAGAGGAUAUGUCGGUGGAGAUCAACGGACAAGACAUGGAGAUUUUCUAUCAGUGUAGGUGUGGUGAUUACUUCUCUGUUGAUUCCUCUGAGCUUGAAUCGAUGGGUUUUGAGUUGUUGAAAGAGGGUGAUUGUGUUCAAGUUAAGAGAUUGGGUGCCUCGGUGGCGUCUGUGGUUCUUCCUUGUGGGUCUUGUUCUCUGAAAACCAGAGUUUGGGUUGGUUCUGACAUGAAGAUUCCUUUCCAAGAUGAUUCAGGAUUGAGGAACUCACUGGAUGAUCUUUGAAUGUGUGGAUAGAUUCUUUUAGGAGAAGUAUGUCUUGUUACCAAUGUGAUUUUGGUUGGUUCAGAUUUGGACAUUCUUCUACAUGCUUGUUUCUUUUGUGACUUGUGUGUACUCAUUUUUAUAUUAGUUGGAGAGCUUUUUGGUAUACUUAAAACUAUAAUGGGUAACAUAAGCGGCAUUUGGAUUUCCAGUCUUGUCUCUUUUUUGUUAUUUGCUUGAAGCUGAAUUGUAGCGAAGAUCUGUUUAAUAAUCUUCUUUAAAGUUC